UUGGCAAGCCGCGAGCAGGAGCCUCUACCGAGAUGUUCAAGUCGCGCAAGCACCUCGAGCACCUCCCGCACGAGCCCAUGCGCACCGUGCGCAUCGUCCUCGAAGAGGCCAAGAACCUGCCCGUCGGCGACCUCGCCAUGUUUGGCGGGUCCAGCGACCCGUACGUCGUGCUCUCGAUCGGCGCCCACCGCUGGCAGAGCCCUGUGUGCAUGAAGACGCUCAACCCGCAGUGGAGCAACCUCGAGUGCGAGAUUGCGCUCACGCUCUCUGAGGUCGCAGCCGAGCCCGUCUUACGUGUUGAGGUCUGGGACUUUGACUCGGUCACGCCCGACGACCUCCUCGGCACGACCGAAAUCAGCUUGGCCGAUCCUGCAAACCUCGGGCCACGCGUGUAUGAACUCACGCCCGCACUCGAGUUUGCCAAGUCUGCGCCGGGAUUGAUUGCGCUCGACAUUUCGAUCGGCGCGCCGUCGACGACGUACACGGUCAACGUCUGGGAGAACGAGCGCUGGUCGCGGACGCACCGCGAGUGGUCGAAAGACCACUUGACCGAGAGCGACCGGCCCGCGUGGUUUGCAGGCGGCGAGAAGGGCGGCAAGGACUUCAAGGCCGCGGUCCCCGAAGUCCCUGUGGGCUACAAGACCAAGGGCGCGUGGACGUUCUACCCGAUGGCGGGCACAGACGAAGGCUGGCUGUACGGCCACGGUUUCUCGGGGCCGUGGCACCAAGAGAAGGCGGUGCACCACACAGUGCGGACACGGCAAUGGAUCAACGAAUACCACGAGCACUUUGUCGGCGACGACGAAUGCAACAACCACGCCAACCAUUAACUGAAUCGUGUCAGUUCCACUUG
Molecule: messenger RNA, 853 nt
Organism: Saprolegnia parasitica CBS 223.65
Lineage: Eukaryota; Oomycota; Saprolegniomycetes; Saprolegniales; Saprolegniaceae
Exons: 3
Coding region: 33-830 (265 amino acids)
Source: RefSeq, a predicted model, not a curated record